This is a messenger RNA of Polypterus senegalus (gray bichir), 459 nucleotides long. Its product is annotated as histone H2B 8-like. Gene Ontology annotation, cellular component: nucleosome. Lineage: Eukaryota; Metazoa; Chordata; Cladistia; Polypteriformes; Polypteridae. The coding region runs from base 35 to 412 and encodes 125 amino acids. The transcript has a single exon. The record is from RefSeq and is a predicted model, not a curated record. Gene Ontology annotation, molecular function: protein heterodimerization activity; structural constituent of chromatin; DNA binding.
UGCACAGAAAUUUCUGUCACUACAGACUGCAAUUAUGCCUGAGCCGAAAGCUGCCCCUGUAUCCAAGAAGGGCUCUAAAAAAGCCGUUUCUAAGAGCCAAGCUAAAGGUGGAAAGAAACGCAGAAAGACCAGGAAAGAAAGUUAUUCCAUCUAUGUCUACAAGGUGCUGAAGCAAGUUCACCCCGACACUGGCAUCUCUUCUAAGGCGAUGGGAAUCAUGAAUUCGUUUGUAAACGAUAUCUUCGAACGCAUCGCCGGUGAGGCUUCUCGCUUAGCACAUUACAACAAGCGAUCGACUAUUUCUUCCCGGGAGAUCCAGACUGCUGUGAGGCUUCUGCUACCGGGAGAGCUUGCUAAGCAUGCCGUGUCCGAGGGAACCAAGGCAGUUACCAAGUACACCAGCUCCAAGUAACCUACACCACUACUUGCUCAAAACCAACGGCUCUUUUCAGAGCCAUC